UCGGCGGGCAACGAACGCAUUGCCAUGGAAGCGUUGGAUAACUGCGUCGUCCAAAUGCGCGCGUGUGCGGAGAAGCUCAAAAGUACGAAAUUCACGCUGUCGUCAACGUUCAUCGACAUGAAAGCAAGAGACUUGCCGUCGAUUACCACAACGACUCGAUUGGUGUUUGAACUCGAGGAGCAGGAGGGAGAUGUUGCAGAGAAGCACAAGCGGCAGUUCGACGCUUGUGUCAAACAAGCGGACGAACAGAUUGAAAAGCUGCUAGCCGAGAAGAAGCAACUGGAGCAAGAGAUACGACGACAGUCGCAGCAGUUCCGACAAGUCUUGGAAGAACGCGACGCCGAUGUGCAAGUUGAAUACGCUAAAAUGCUCGCAGAAGUUCGUGACCACAUCGAAGACACCAAACAACAACUGACAGAGGCCAUCGAGUCGCGAACCGCCAAGCAAUUGCAGGUAAAACACUGUCCGCCGCCUUCGCUGGCCAACGAAGCUGAUGUCCAUGAAAGUCACAUGCUACAGCAACUAGUCGUGGCCAAGUCCAAGGAAGUGACCGCGUUGCAGGCGCAGUUCCACGCGUUAGAAGCGGAACUCGCCCGGCCCGCCGCCAUCAAGCGCAAGGCCGACGCACUGGACGGCUCCCACGAAUAUUCGGCGGAAGCAGUAGCUCAAGAAAAGAAACACUUGCAGGAUGAGAUCGAUAUGCUCAUGGAGACAGACCUAGCGUUGCGAGACAAGGCCACCCAAAGUCGGCUGCUGGCAGCCCAGCACGAGCAAAACGAAUCCAUGCGGCGCGAGGUGGCAGAGGUGGAACAAGAAGCCGCCAACGUCGCCGCGUCCGUGGCGGCGCUGUCGAGUCGGCUGCAGACUCAGCUCCGCGUCCUGGCUUCAUCUUCGUCGACCGGUGCGCUCCUCACCCGUCUGUACACGUUCAUUGUCUCCCACGACAAGGAUACCCCCAUCGCAAUCGCGGACGUCCUCGCGGUGUGUCCGUCCCCAAGCGAAGGCGUGCAGUGCAUUGAUCUGUUGGUUCAAGUGGGCGUGGUGGUGCAUACUGACGACCGCCUGCACCUACGGCAAACCCUCGCCACGGCAUAACAAUUUCUAUCUUCUCGAGUUGUAUGUAUAUAUAUAUUCCCUUGUGCUCAUCCAAGAAUAUGGAAACUACGAUAAACCCACACAUAUGCCACGCAG
Molecule: messenger RNA, 1191 nt
Organism: Aphanomyces astaci
Lineage: Eukaryota; Oomycota; Saprolegniomycetes; Saprolegniales; Verrucalvaceae
Exons: 11
Coding region: 25-1095 (356 amino acids)
Source: RefSeq, a predicted model, not a curated record